UCAACAGGGUUAGGUCAAUUGACGGGAUGUGGUUGUGAUGAUGGUUGGACAGGAUUGGGAUGUACCGUCUGUCAAUCUUCCAAAGCUUGCACUUCAUCUCUAUCGUCUUAUUUAAAUACCACUCAAACAUCUUCCGCCCUAAACACAUCUUUAACAUGUUCCAAUGUCCCCACAGUCUACUCUUCUUCUCAAAUGUCAUGUUCAGUCAUUCAACCCCUUUUACAAAGUCUUUUCCCAGGUCAAACUUAUCUAUCCAUGACACGUUCACUCAAUUCUUCUCUCACGCCAGGUGGUACGAACGUCCUUGAAAAAGUAGGAUUGACAAACGGUGAUAAUCAAUUAUGGGCACAAGUGUGGUAUAACGGAACGGAACAAUUUUAUUGUUUUGCCAAUGAGUGUGAUCAGGAUAUAAGUCAAAUGGAUGGAAAGGGGAAUUCUUCAAAAUGGACAUGUCCGAAUUUGAAAUGUGUUUGUAGACCUGGAACCACUUUUUGUGGUGGGGGAGAGGUACGUCUUAAUAUCACAGGAGCUAUUGAUAUUCUUUCCGGACCUCUAGUCGUGGAUUGUUCAGAUGACGGACAAUGUACAUUCCAACAAUCUCUUCUGAAAUCUUUAUUCGGUGCGAAUGGUCUUCAACUCAGUUCAUGUUCUUAUGGCGAAUGUGUAGAACAAUAUAUCAUCGACCAAUCUCUCGGGCUUUCCCCGACUUCCCAAACUAUCUCCGGAGGGUUGAGUGGAGGAGUUAUCGCAGGUUUGGCAGUCGUCGGCAUCAUCGUUUUCCUCAUCCUCCUUCUUGUCAUCUGGGGAGUCAUCUCGAGAUAUCGGGCCAGAAGGAAUCUCCUUGUCGGAGGAAAUAUACCGAAAUCUGGAGGAGUGGGGAUUAAAUGGUUUGAAAUAGGGUACGAAGUGAAACCUUCAUCUUCGAAAAUCACUUCCAGAACUCUCUCUUGGAUAAAAGGUUCUGGUCGGAUCAGAAGGGAUGAAGAAGAGAAUACUCACCUCACCGCAUCAAGAAAGAUUAUUCUUCAAAAUGUUUCAGGUCAAUUACCUCCAGGAGGUUUUUGUUGUAUUCUCGGACCAUCCGGUGCUGGUAAAUCUACACUUAUCGAUAUCUUAGCUGGGAAACGUAAAACCGGUCAAGUCACAGGUCGAGUUCAAUUCUCCAAUUCAGACGGAAGGAAAAUCAAAAUAGGUUAUGUGGAUCAAUCAGACGUUUUAUCCCCUACGUCAACCGUAUUAGAAACAUUACUCUUUGCUGCUCAUCUUCGAUUACCCGAAAACAUCCCUAAAGACAUUAAAGACCGUCGAGCUCAAACGGUUUUGGAACAAUUGAACAUGACGGAUAUCGCUCAUACUAGAAUUGGAUCUAUCGAAUCUAGAGGGAUAAGUGGUGGAGAAAUGAGAAGAGUUUCUAUCGGUAUUGAAUUAGUUUCAAAUCCAGAUGUUUUGAUUUUAGACGAACCUACUUCUGGACUUGAUUCCGUUUCAGCAUAUAGACUUAUAAACUUAUUGAAGAAUCUUUCAGAGGAUAAAGAAAAUGAAACUACCAUAAUAGCUUCUAUACAUCAACCAAGUUCAGCUUUAUAUCAUUCUUUCACUCAAGUUUGUUUAUUGUCAAAAGGUAAACAAUUAUAUUUCGGUCAAGGGGGUAAUGCUCCAGCUGAAUUCUUCGCUGGAAAGGGAAAACCUUGUCCUCAGGGGUAUAACAUUGCGGAUCAUUUAUUGGAUUUAGCUUCGGGACAGAUGGAUGGUUUGUCAUUGGGAUCGAGUAUCAUGGCAGGAUCGAUUUUAGGGAGUGAAAUAGAGAGGGAGGUUGAUAAUGGUGAUUCUUCUACAGUGGGGAAUGAAAGAAGAUGGUGGCCGGAAGAACAUUGCGCAACGAGUUUCUUGACUCAGAUAGAGGUUUUAAGUGGGAGAGAAUGGAAAAAUCUAAAAAGGGACAAAACACUUUUAAUCGCCCAUAUCUCCCUCGCCUGCAUAUUGGGCGUUUUCGCAGGAGGGUUGUAUUACAAAGUAUCUUUAACCAUAGCUGGGUUUCAAAAUCGGAUAGGAAGUUUAUUCUUUUUAGGAUCGUUGAUUGCUUUUUCGUCUUUGAGUGCGUUAUAUAAUCUUGUCGAAGUCCGAGGAUUGUUCUUACGUGAAAGAUCUGGAGGUUUCUAUACAUCACAAGCUUGGUUAUUGUCAAGAAUCAUUUCUGAUCUGAUACCACUUCGAUUGGUACCGACCAUCAUCGUGGGCGUCAUCGUGUAUUUCAUGGUCGGGCUAGCUCACGAAGCCACCAGAUUCUUUAAAUUCCUACUUAUCCUAGUUGAAUUUUCCCUCGCUAUGACACUCUGGAACUUUUUACUAGCUUGUUUGUUCAGACAUGGAGGUGUGGCAAUUUUGUUAAGUUCGUUGUGUAACUUAUUCCUCAUGACUUAUGCUGGAUUCUUCGUCAACAUCGAACAAAUACCACCAGUACUUAGAUGGUUGAGAUACUUUUCAACACUUGGAUACACUCUUGAAGCUCUAUCAGUUAAUGAAGUAGGAUCAGGAUUACAAAUCAUCGAUACUCUAGGUGGUGUACCCAUUCAAAUUUCUGCAGAAUUAAUAAUGAGCACUUUAUUCGGUUUUGAUCUAAAACAUUAUUAUCGAAACGUACUCGUACUAUUCGCUUUCAUAGCUGGAUUUGGAGUGUUGUUGAUUUUGACUGUAGUUUAUAUCUUGAGGGAACGACGAUGA
Tremella mesenterica DSM 1558 is the source of this 2721-nucleotide messenger RNA. RefSeq lists its product as uncharacterized. Lineage: Eukaryota; Fungi; Basidiomycota; Tremellomycetes; Tremellales; Tremellaceae. The annotation marks the transcript as partial. The record is from RefSeq and is a predicted model, not a curated record. Gene Ontology annotation, cellular component: membrane. Gene Ontology annotation, molecular function: ATP binding; ABC-type transporter activity; ATP hydrolysis activity. The transcript has 11 exons.